ACGUCCAGGAAGUAAACAUCUGGAGGAGGAGGUUCGGUUCUGUUCGUUCAGACUUUAGAGUUUAGAGUUUAGACUUUAAAGUUUAGAGUUUAAUUUCUUUUCUAAAAUGUCCGUGACCAAACCGAGACAAACCUUCGUGAACCCGGUGGUUCCGUUCUCGGGGACGAUCCUCGGGGGACUCACACCCGGAGAAAUGAUCCUGAUCCAAGGAUCUGUGCCCACAGACGUCGACAGGUUCCAGGUGGACCUGACGUGCGGCAGCAGCGUGAAGCCUCGUGCGGACGUGGCGUUCCACCUGAACCCUCGCGUGAGGAAAGGCUGCGUCGUGUGUAACUCUCUGACCCGAGAACGAUGGGGCCGAGAAGAAAUCCACCGAGUCAUGCCCCUGUCGCCAGGGACCGCCUUCGAACUGCUCAUCCUCGUCCAGAGCCACGCCUACAAGGUCGCGGUGAACGGGGCUCAUCUGGUCGAGUACAAACACCGAGUCGACCUGAACCGAGUCGACACUCUGCUCAUCCAGGGAAAAGUCCAGAUCCAGACCAUCGCCGUGAUCCCAGACCAGAGCGUCGUUUCUUCUUCAGACGCACAAAACGUAAAAUCUUCAGACUCCAACUCGACGUUGAGCUCAGACGCAGAUCUGGUCAGUCCAGGUUUACUUCCUCCAGAUUCUCAGCACUUUUAUUGUUUUAGGAUUUGACUGAGGUUUCAUGUUC
Messenger RNA from Boleophthalmus pectinirostris (great blue-spotted mudskipper), 713 nucleotides. Its product is annotated as galectin-8-like. Gene Ontology annotation, molecular function: carbohydrate binding. The transcript has 6 exons. NCBI's taxonomy places the organism in Eukaryota, Metazoa, Chordata, Actinopteri, Gobiiformes, Gobiidae. Bases 107 to 697 code for a protein of 196 amino acids. The record is from RefSeq and is a predicted model, not a curated record.